AUGGUGUUGGAAGCGACGAUGAUAGUCGUCGACAACUCCGAAGCCUCCCGCAACGGCGACUACCUCCCCUCCCGCUGGGAAGCGCAAACCGACGCCGCCAACCUCAUCUUCCACAGCAAAACGCAAUCCAACCCCGAAUCCUCCGUCGGCCUGCUCUCCAUGGGCGGCGCCGCCGGCCCCGAAGUCCUGACCACCCUCACCACGAACCCGGGCAAGAUCCUCGACGGCCUGCACCGCACGAAAGUCAAGGGCGACAGCAACCUGUACACGGGCAUCAUGAUCGCGAGCCUGGCGCUCAAGCACCGGCAGAACAAAAGCCAGCGGCAGCGCAUCAUUGCGUUUGUCUGCAGUCCGAUCAAGGAGAGCGAGAGCACGUUGGUGAAGCUGGCGAAGCGGAUGAAGAAGAAUAACACGAGCAUUGAUAUCGUGGCGUUUGGGGAUCUGAGCGAUGAGAAUGUCAGCAAGCUGCAGGCGUUCAACGAGCAGGUGAAGGGCGGGGAUGGGUCGCAUUUGGAGAUUGUGCCGCCCGGGCCGAAUCUGCUGUCGGAUACGAUUGUGGCGUCGCCGAUACUGGCUGGAGAGGGUGGCGCGGGAGCGGCGGCGAGUGGUGCGGGUGCUGGGGGUGAUGCUGGGGGUGGCGGUGGCGAUUUCGAGUUCCCGGGCGUGGAUCCGAAUAUUGAUCCCGAGCUGGCGCUGGUGUUGCGGAUGAGUUUGCAGGAGGAUGAGGAGAGGAGGGCACGGGAGCAGAGGGAGGCGAAUGAGGCGGAGGGCAAGACGAAUCUGGAGAGUGUGCCGGAGGAGGGCAAGGAGGGGGAGGCGAGCGAGACGCAGCCGCUGUUGCAGGAUCAGGAGGGCAGUGGGAGUGGAGGGUCGAAGGAGGACAAGAAGGAUGGGGAGGGUGGGGACAAGAUGGACACUGCAUGA
Molecule: messenger RNA, 924 nt
Organism: Saxophila tyrrhenica
Lineage: Eukaryota; Fungi; Ascomycota; Dothideomycetes; Mycosphaerellales; Extremaceae
Gene: RPN10
Product: proteasome regulatory particle base subunit rpn10
Exons: 2
Coding region: 1-924 (307 amino acids)
Biological process (GO): proteasome-mediated ubiquitin-dependent protein catabolic process
Cellular component (GO): proteasome regulatory particle, base subcomplex; cytosol; nucleus
Molecular function (GO): polyubiquitin modification-dependent protein binding
Source: RefSeq, a predicted model, not a curated record